Molecule: messenger RNA, 3967 nt
Organism: Monopterus albus (swamp eel)
Lineage: Eukaryota; Metazoa; Chordata; Actinopteri; Synbranchiformes; Synbranchidae
Product: 72 kDa inositol polyphosphate 5-phosphatase
Exons: 12
Coding region: 211-2127 (638 amino acids)
Biological process (GO): phosphatidylinositol dephosphorylation
Cellular component (GO): nucleus; axoneme; Golgi apparatus
Molecular function (GO): phosphatidylinositol-4,5-bisphosphate 5-phosphatase activity; inositol-polyphosphate 5-phosphatase activity
Source: RefSeq, a predicted model, not a curated record
GGGUGGCGCUGUGGCCGCAUGCUGUAGCCUACUCAUCAUGUAGCUCUCUUGUCCUGGUAACACAAUAUGUGUUGUCAAACGUUGCUAAGGAAGCUACUUUUUAAAAACCAGCCUCUCUGAGACCAAACAGCCGUAUACGAGAGGUGUGUCACCUAGUGAUGAAAAAGCUCCAUCUGCCCAACCCCAGCUGGUCUCAGGUAUGAUGAGAGGAUGACUGAGAAUGGAGAGGACAGCAGCCUGCACUGGUCCCGUGAAGCUCCAGGUAAAGGAGAGUCAGCUGUCAAUGCCAGCAGGUCAUGCAAGGCCUCCUUAGUAGAUGCCAAACCCUGCAAGGAAUACAAUGAGGCACUUAAACUCACUGCUGGAAACGCAGAGGGAGAGAUCAUUCCAUACCAGCCUCGACCACCCUCACUACCAAGGUUGUUCAAGUCUAGCAAAAGUGGCUCAGUUGAUGAGAGUGUGAGAACCAGGAGGCUGAGGAACAGCCAAGAGAGUCUGAGUGACUCGGCUGAUAUUGGCUCUUCCACAGACUCACUCAGAGAGGACCAAACAGUUCCAGCUGCUGGUGGGUAUGUUCUUAGUGAUGCUCCUGCCAUCAGAAACCAGGACUCAAAUGUGGGAGCUCUCUCUACUGAUACUUCAGUAUCCCCAGUCUUCCGGGACAGAGGGAACAGUCUCUCUGAGUGUGAAAGCAGGCCCCACAGUCAGCAGAGUGACCCCACAGACCACCAGGUGAGGCCCAACAAGGUACUUCUGUCUCCGGUGCAACCCAUGGGGCCACUGCCUGCUCUGGAAAAGAAUUUUAUGUCAGCCAAUUUAGGGGCAGCUAAUAGGAUUGACAGGGAUUGUUUGGAUAAUGCUGAGCUGGCCAGCGGGGACAGACGCCACAGGAUCCUGAGCGACAGCCAGCUCCUGGAGAACAUGGGGUCGGAUAGUGCUUCUGUCAACUCCUUGAGGUCCACCUACAGCGUGCUUAGCCCCAUCAGACCCCAGGAUGUGAGGAACAGGAGCUUUCUGGAGGGCAGCGUGCUGGGAAGGGGUGCCUUGCUUGGGGCUGAGGAGUUGGACCGCCACUUCCCCAACAGGAGAGUGGGCAUUUACGUUGUCACAUGGAACAUGCAGGGAGAAAAUGGGAUGCCAGCCAACUUGGAUGAUCUCCUCCUUCCAAUGGACUCUGAAUUUGCACAAGACUUUUAUAUUAUUGGGGUUCAGGAAGGCUGUCCUGACAGGAGGGAGUGGGAGACUCGCCUUCAGGAGACUCUGGGACCUUACUACCUUGUGCUGUAUGCAGCAUCACAUGGUGUUUUGUAUCUCACUGUAUUUGUCAGAAGAGACCUCAUCUGGUACUGCUCAGAGGUGGAGCACGCCACAGUCACAACCAGGAUCAUCUCUCAGAUCAAGACCAAAGGAGCUGUGGGAGUCGCCUUUAUGUUUUUUGGCACUUCAUUCCUCUUCAUCACAUCUCAUUUUACCUCUGGAGACGCCAAAGUUUAUGAGAGAAUACUGGAUUACAACAAGAUCAUCGAGGCGCUAGGUCUCCCAAGAGGCCUCCCAGACACCAACCCUUACCGCUCCACAUCCUCUGAUGUCACCACAAGAUUUGACCAGGUUUUCUGGUUUGGAGAUUUUAACUUCCGGCUUAGUGAAGAACGUGCUAACGUGGAGGCCAUCAUGAGCCACACAUCAGGAGGUGACAUGGGCCUUCUGCUGGAGCACGACCAGCUUUCCAAAGAAAUGAAGGACGGUUCAGUCUUCAAAGGUUUUCAAGAGGCACCAAUACACUUCCUCCCCACGUACAAAUUUGACAUCAACUGCGAUAUCUACGACACGACAUCUAAACAGAGAACGCCUUCAUACACAGACAGGAUCCUGUUCAGGAACAGACAAGCUGAUGACAUUAAAGUCGUGAAGUACACCAGCUGCUCCAGCAUCAAGACCUCAGACCACCGGCCUGUCAUCGGAGUCUUCCGGGUCAAACUCAGGCCAGGCAGAGAUAAUAUCCCUCUGUGUGCGGGACAGUUUGACCGAGGCUUGUUUCUUGAAGGCAUCAGGAGGAGGAUCACCAGAGAGCUGAAGAGGGAGGCCACAAAGAACCAAAGUAACAGCACUAUCUGUGCUAUUUCUUAAAAGUGGACUCUCCAGACCAAACUAGGCUGGACAGGAUCAAACUGCCAGAAAGAGGCAGGUGGAAAAGGACCAAAAGGAAGCCAGUUAUCUUAACUACACAGAACCCAGUGCAGUAACUGAGCAGAAAGCACCCUCUGUUGGGAAAUAUGUGCAUGUCCUGCUGGUUAAGGAGAGUGGCUGGCUGUACUUAAGGGCAGGGACCUUGAGAUCAGACAGACUUGGCCUUUAUUUAUUCAGCCUCCUCUACUCAAACAUGACCGGAGGUGCCGUUGUGGCUUACUCAUCAGUCACAUGCUGCAGUGUGAACUGAUUAAACUGUAAAGACUCUGUGUAGCUGCAUCUAAUUUCCUAAUUAUUUUGUAGGUGUUUAAAAAGUGUCAAGAGCAACAAUGCCAAGUUUUUCUGAAUGCUACAUCAGUGUUCAAAUGCCUUGUGAAUUUGCCAUCAAUUAGCAUACCAAACAUGAUUACAGUAAACAUCUAGGAGCAGUUUUUUUUAAAUGCAAGUUAAGCAUCAGCUGUUGGUUGAUUUUAACUUGAACUGUGUUCUAAGAUGAACAGCAGGACUGAAGAAGGGAGUUGUUACUAUUACAUUAUUUCUGUCAUUAAGUCAAAUUUCCAUUUCGUUAAUGAGUGCUACAGUCAUGAUUGUUGUUACACACUACUGUUGAAUUUCAGGGAGAUCAGAUGUUUCUAACAGCUUAUAUUAAACUUUUCUGAAGAAACUCACUUCCUGUAAAAUAGAUGGAGCAUUUUGUUUUGUUCAUGCCUGUCACUACUCUGUUCCUAGGCCAGGUGAUCCUUUGCAACAGACUAACUUAUUGCCUUACGUCUCUAACACCAUACAUACUGUAAACUGUCCAUACUGUAUGUACCACAUUAAUGAACUUGCAUUCCCAGCAUGAAGAACAAAUGCUCCAAAAAAGUGCCUGUAGGUCUUGUUUUCAUUUCCUCAGGACCUUUUUAUAUGAUGUAACAUCCAGUAAUAAAUGUUUUAAACCAUACAUUUUUUCAGAUAAAUGUUGUUCAUGGAAGUAAUUCCAUGUAUUUGUGAAAUGAUGUGCAGCUGUUUCCAAGAGUUCACAUGUAAUGCCUAGUUUGUCAAGCAUUUCUGAAGAGUUGUACACAACAGCAGCAGAGCCAAAUAUUGCAGCAUUAAGAAGCAUGUUCAUGUGCCCAGGCUGGACCCAGUUUUUUAACACUCAAUCCUAUAGUACAGAUACUCAAAACAAGAUUUAUUUUAUCAGUAGUGUCGAUCCACCCAUCCCUAUCUAACUUUGCACAUGAAAACAAAUAAUUUAACAAUGUCAGAGUAUUCAUUUAUCUCCUUACAUAUUGGGGUAACCUGCAUGAGCAUAACCACAAAAAAUAGGUUUCACUUUACUUCUCUUUACAGUGCAUCCGAGUCAAAUGUGACAAACAAUGAUUUCAGUCUCGAGGACAACCUGCCUACACUUGUAAAGAUGGUCACACUGGUCCAAACAUUUGCAGCAAUUUCUUAAUUAUUUAUCAGUUAAAUACUGCGGUGUAUUGUCCCCCCUGUGGUUGUGAAGGAGGAUCAUGAAGGGCUGUUGUAUAAAUACUAAGAUUAUAGUUGGAGUUGAACUAAACUGAAUUUUAGAGCUAAAGUCUGCAAAGUGAGGAAAAUAAUGAAGAAUGUUAGUCACCCCUUUCAUUUGCCUAUAUGCUGAAUUACUUACAAAAUACCAACAUAAAACGUCUUGGUACUGGAGUUUUUAAACUGGACAUUAACACUUUAAUUUCAGCUUUGGGGUGAACUGUCCCUUUAAAACCAAACUCCUGCAAACUAUCAGUAAAGGAUGACGUAUGAUCACCUGACC